Schistocerca nitens (vagrant locust) is the source of this 3058-nucleotide messenger RNA. RefSeq names its product cathepsin O-like. Bases 71 to 1135 code for a protein of 354 amino acids. The transcript has 7 exons. Lineage: Eukaryota; Metazoa; Arthropoda; Insecta; Orthoptera; Acrididae. The record is from RefSeq and is a predicted model, not a curated record. Gene Ontology annotation, molecular function: cysteine-type endopeptidase activity. Gene Ontology annotation, cellular component: lysosome.
UGUGCGCGCGUGUGUUCAGUACUUCAGUGUUCAGUCCGCUAUUAGGUCUUGACAGGUGACUGAUGGUGUUAUGGCUGUAGAAUGGAAAACAGUUUUUAUGACAGUUGCUGUGGUGUGUUUAUGUUUUGUAGGCAUUCCAAUUAGAGUAGAUAAGCCGAUAGACACUGCUACUCAGGCGCUAUUUAAGGAUUACGUAAAGCGCUUUAAUAAGACCUAUGAGAAUAAUGAAACGGAGUACGUGCUGAGACUGCAUCACUUCCAGGAAUCCUUGGAAAUGAUUCAGAAGUUGAACAGUGAGAGGAAAUCAGAAGCCAGUGCUCAUUAUGGACUAACAAAAUUUUCCGACAUGUCACCUAAUGAAUUUUUGCAUCAUCAUCUGUAUGUUGGCCUUCAAAGUCACUUGAUGAAAUGCAAUCAUUGGAGGAAUAGGACACAUCAUUCUCAUGAGCGUAAGGAGAGAGCAAUAAAGCCCGUAUCUCUACCAGAACGUGUUGACUGGCGUGAGAAAAAUGUUAUUGGGAAAAUCAGAAAUCAAAAGACAUGUGGUGCUUGCUGGGCCUUUAGCACAGUUGAAACUGCAGAAGCAAUGUACGCAUUGAAAACAGGAGUUCUUGAAGAAUUUAGUGUUCAAGAGAUGAUUGAUUGUGCUCAGAAUGGGAACAUAGGGUGUGAUGGUGGUGAUACAUGUAGUCUUCUUGAAUGGAUUGUUGCAAAAAAUAUUUCUAUUGAGUUAGAAAAACAGUAUCCAUUAACUCUGGAGACACAGACAUGUAAAUUAAAAGGGUCUGGUAAUGGCAUCCAUAUUGCCCCAAAUUUUACAUGUGACUACUUAGUUGGAAAUGAAGAAGAAAUUCUAUUAAUGCUAGCGAAUCAUGGGCCUGUUAUUGUUGCAAUUAAUGCCCUAAAUUGGCAGAAUUACUUAGGUGGAAUUAUUCAGUUUCACUGUGAUGGCAGUCCUGUACACAUAAACCAUGCGGUGCAGAUAGUGGGAUAUGAUAAAUCUUCUGCUGUGCCACAUUAUAUUCUUCGGAAUUCUUGGGGGCCAGAUUUUGGUGAUAAAGGAUAUUUGUAUAUUGCUAUUGGUGAAAAUCUUUGUGGAUUAGCAACGGAAGUUUCAUCACUAGAUGUAUUAUGAACAUCCUUCUGAGAUACACUUCACAUUGUUCUCUUCCAUGUCAUAAAAGUAAAAAAAAAGGAAUUUUUUAGAGUUCUAGAGUAAAUGUGAGCUGUAAGAUACUAUAUUUUAGACAAUUUUACAGUAGGAGACAAUAGCAUAGUGUAGAUAAAUGAGGAUUUUGUUUUGUUUCUUUUAUGAGGAGAGCAUUUAACUUUUAUCUUAUUGUAAAAGUGCCCUACACAGAACACAUGGGCAGCAUGCAAUCCGUCCAGUACUUUUACGUAUAACAUUUCAAACCUAGGGCAUCUUUUAUUCCAUAGAAUGAGGUUGUAUGACCUUUUUGUGGUGCCCGUGUUAUGAAUGUGUAAUGAAUAAUCUGUCCACUGCUCAUGAUAAUAUUUUAAUUUUUUAGCAUAAAUUUUGAAAGAAAAGUGUAGUUAGUAACAUCCAGCACAGAAUUUUUUGCUUGGAUUCUCGUGUGAUUCAGAUUUUCGUGUGCAAACACAUGGAAAAGUAUUCAGUCCAUUUUAUAAGGGAUUUUUUUUUUUUUGCAAAAUUUGAUCUUGGGAGUCAAGUGUGGAGAAUCGUGAAUGUGUUAAUUGUUUUCAGUAACAUUAAAUGAAUAAUCAGAUAGUUCUGAUAUAACGGGGGUAAUGUGCUGCCCAAAGUGCCAUAUAAAAGGAAUAUUUUAAAUAUCUAGUACUUUUUAAAUUUUAUAGCAUCUAAAUAAAAACAUUUCUACAUUUUAUAUUAGCAGAUAUUUUAAAAUAAUGUGCUGCGUAUUUUCAGACUGUAAAAUGUUUUGAAAGAAGACUGUUACUUGUGUACAAGAGUCAUAUAAUUUCAGCCUGCAGAUUGUGCAUAUAAUGUUUCUAACAUUUGGAAACAGUGAUCUAUGCAGCAUCGCCAGGUUGUCCGUAAUCCACUUAGCUUUUAGCUGAAGUUUAGGAAAUGUGAUUUCAUAAAACUGAAACUUUGGCAUCAUUUGAUACCUUUUCGUGUACCAUUUUUAGACAGUGGAAUGGCAAUAAGAACAGCUUGUGUGAGGCAUUAAGUGAAGUUUCAUCUGUUUGUGGAUUAGAAGACUUUAUUAGUUAUUAUUAUUGCUAGAGUUUUUGUUUUUUAUGGAUACAGUUUGUAAAUAACCUUUUUAUAAUAUUUCAAAUUCGUUUCAGUGUAUUUGUUGUUACUUAGAGAUCUACCAUUCACUCUAAGAACUUGUUUAUAAUAUCGAAGAAGAAACAGUACAAAUACACCAGUCAUUUUUAUGAAGCAGGGUAGUGGGAAAUAAGUAUUUUUUAUCUGUUAUCUGUCAAGCCAUUCAUAACCAGCUUACUGGAAUGCAAAAUAAAACAAUAUUAGUAAUGAUGAUUGCUAUGACAUUCAUAAUAAUGGCUGAUGUGUUUCUUGUAUGUCUGAUGGUGUAAGAUUUGAUGUACUAUAAAACCUUCCUCAUAAACGUGGAACGUAGGGUUUACCUGACACAAGUUUAUGUAACUCAGUGCCACCAGGAGAGUGCAAAUAAAAAUUUAUGAUGUCCCCUCUCAGCAAUAUAUUCAGAACAAGGUUAUAUUUGUACAGAUUAAAUAAUGUGCUUUAGGUAUAGUUGGUUUAAGGCCAUUUGUUGUCAGUAGCAGGUGUUUUGAUUGCUGAAUGAACAUUAUUGUUAUGCUUCUAACUGUGGGACACUUUUUGGUAUUACAUUGUGAUACUUGGCUUCUCAACCAAAACUGGUGCUUUUGACAAUUGUGUUGUGGCAUUAUCAGUCUUUCCUAUGAGUCAUGUACAAAUUCCAAAAUUGAAGGAGUCACACAAGAGUUUUUAAGGAAAUGGAAGUGUGUGAAUUAAUGUACAAGAUAAUAGAAAGUAUAUGUUAGUGCAUCUCCAUAUGUGGAACACAGUGCAUCUUUCACAAAAUAAAAGGGUCAGGUAAAUAUUGUA